Molecule: messenger RNA, 2725 nt
Organism: Rhinolophus ferrumequinum (greater horseshoe bat)
Lineage: Eukaryota; Metazoa; Chordata; Mammalia; Chiroptera; Rhinolophidae
Gene: SLC33A1
Product: solute carrier family 33 member 1
Exons: 6
Coding region: 477-2123 (548 amino acids)
Cellular component (GO): membrane
Molecular function (GO): acetyl-CoA transmembrane transporter activity
Source: RefSeq, a predicted model, not a curated record
GACUCAUUUGAGCCUAGGACCACUUCCUGAAGCGCGACGCAGGAAGUUAACUGCUCUACCUGGAGUCUUGUGGAGAAAGUGCUGUCUGCUGCACCGGUGGCGGCGGCACCUGGAGGUCGGUCUGGAGACUGGCCGUUGGGUUUGGCCGCAGUUAGGAGCCAGUUUCCAUCGCAGCACCACGGCCCCCUCCUCCAGCCCCGAGCCCGGCGCGGUUGCCCAGGGAGCUCCUUCGGGCUCCUUUACGCAGCUCCAAGAGGCAACUACCUGGGCGUCACCUGGGCCUCCAGCCAGGGGACAGGCUCCCGGCUUCAGCUUCCCGGGCCGCAGUAAGAAGUGCUCUGGUCACCCCGCGCCCUGCCCACCCUCCUCGAACCAUUGAGACCCUAGUCCAGAGCGACAACUUUGGAUCUGGGACUAGACGGAUCCAAAACACUCAGUCCCGACCCCCCUCAGACGGGGUUUGUAUCGUCUGUGAUAUGUCACCCACCAUCUCCCACAAGGACAACAGUCGGCAACGACGGCCAGGGACUUUCAAUCACUCUCUGGAUAUGAAGAGUGGCCUUCUGCCGCCGGGCGACUGGGAUGACAGUCAUCUGGAUUUGGUGGGCGGAGAAGGGGAUAAAGAAGCUCUUCUGCUGGAUACUGGUGAUUUCUCAAAACCCCCACGGAGCUGCCGGGCCGAAUUAAGCAGCAUUUUGCUGUUGCUUUUUCUUUAUGUGCUUCAGGGCAUUCCUCUGGGCCUGGCAGGAAGCAUCCCACUCAUUUUGCAGAGCAAAAAUAUUAGCUAUACAGAUCAAGCUUUUUUCAGUUUUGUCUUUUGGCCCUUCAGCCUCAAAUUGCUCUGGGCCCCAUUGGUUGAUGCGGUGUACUUGAGGAACUUCGGUCGUCGCAAAUCUUGGCUUGUCCCUACACAGUAUGUACUGGGACUGUUCAUGAUAUAUUUAUCCACUCAGGUGGACCAUUUGCUCGGGAAUACUGAUGGCAGAACCCCCGAUGUAGUUGCUCUCACUGUGACAUUCUUUUUGUUUGAAUUUCUGGCCGCCACUCAGGACAUCGCUGUGGAUGGUUGGGCGUUAACUAUGUUAUCCCGGGAAAACGUGGGUUAUGCUUCUACUUGCAAUUCAGUGGGCCAAACAGCGGGCUACUUUUUGGGCAAUGUUUUGUUUUUAGCCCUUGAAUCUGCCGACUUUUGUAACAAAUAUUUGCGGUUUCAGCCUCAACCCAGGGGAAUCGUUACUCUUUCAGAUUUCCUUUUUUUCUGGGGAACUGUAUUUUUGAUAACAACAACUUUAGUUGCCCUUCUGAAAAAAGAAAACAAAGAAGUAUCAGUAGGAAAAGAAGAAACCCAAGGGAUCACAGAUACCUACAAACUGCUUUUUGCAAUUAUAAAAAUGCCGGCAGUUCUGACAUUUUGCCUUCUGAUUCUGACUGCAAAGAUUGGUUUUUCAGCAGCAGAUGCAGUAACAGGACUGAAAUUGGUAGAAGAGGGAGUACCCAAAGAACAUUUAGCCUUAUUGGCAGUUCCAAUGGUUCCUUUGCAGAUACUAUUGCCUCUGAUUAUCAGCAAAUACACUGCAGGUCCCCAGCCACUAAACGUAUUUUACAAAGCCAUGCCCUACAGAUUAUUGCUUGGAUUAGAGUUUGCUCUAUUGGUUUGGUGGACUGCUAAAGUAGAGCAUCAAGGGGGAUUCCCUAUAUAUUACUACAUUAUACUGCUGCUGAGUUACGCGUUACAUCAGGUUACAUUAUACAGCAUGUAUGUUUCCAUAAUGGCGUUCAAUGCAAAGGUUAGCGAUCCACUUAUUGGAGGAACAUAUAUGACCCUUUUAAAUACUGUGUCCAAUCUGGGAGGAAACUGGCCUUCUACAGUAGCUCUUUGGCUAGUAGAUCCCCUCACAGUGAAAGAGUGUGUAGGAGCAUCAAACCAGAAUUGUCGAACACCUGAUAAUGUUGAGCUUUGCAAAAAACUCGGUGGCUCGUGUGUUACAGCACUGGAUGGUUAUUAUAUGGAGUCCAUUAUUUGUGUGUUUAUUGGAUUUGGUUGGUGGUUCUUUCUUGGUCCAAAAUUUAAAAAGUUACAGGAUGAAGGACCCUCUUCAUGGAAGUGCAAAAGGAGCAAUUAAUACAUUCACUACUUGGUAUUCUGAGAAAGGUAACUCUAGUUUAGUUUUAAUUCAGAAAACUGUGAAAAUCAGCGCACAGGAGUAUGAAAUAUUUUAAACACAGAAAUUAUUAAUAUAAAAUGCCAAAUGGUUAAAAAAUAGAGACCUCUCUGUAUAUUGAUUAUAUUUUUCCUUGCCUUGUUGAUGUAUUUAAAGUUUACUUAAGGUUAGGAAGUGGAUUCUAAAACAACUUUUCAUGCCUUGUUAUUUGAUUUAUAUCUUUUUAAUUUACUGACCAAAGCAAGUUUUAAGCUGCAGUGCAGUAGUCAUGGAUGGUAACCAUGCAGUCAAGUAUUGCUAUCAGUUCCUGUCAUUGAGCUGUAUUUAAAAUUUUGGUAAAAUAUAUUAAAUGGAACACAGCUUGAUAUUCAGGUACUAAUUACAACUAGUCUGACUUGUUAGAAGUUAAGCCUUAUUUUGAAUUGCAAAUUGGUUAAAUUCUAUGUAGAAUUUGCUGAGAAGAGAAUUUAGGCUACUGACUGAAAUGUCAUUUUAGUUGUUAUUUUUCUGACCACAACCACAUUGUACUUAUGAAUCUGUGUUAUAAAGACUAGUGAAAACCA